This is a messenger RNA of Rhipicephalus microplus (southern cattle tick), 1004 nucleotides long. RefSeq names its product adenylate cyclase type 2 Ac76E (gene Ac76E). Gene Ontology annotation, cellular component: plasma membrane. Gene Ontology annotation, molecular function: adenylate cyclase activity. NCBI's taxonomy places the organism in Eukaryota, Metazoa, Arthropoda, Arachnida, Ixodida, Ixodidae. Gene Ontology annotation, biological process: adenylate cyclase-inhibiting G protein-coupled receptor signaling pathway; intracellular signal transduction; cAMP biosynthetic process. The record is from RefSeq and is a predicted model, not a curated record.
AUGACAGUUGAUAUCCUGUACGCGGACAUUGUCAACUUCACCAGACUGUCAGAGCAACUCUCCGCAUCGGAUCUGGUGCAGACGUUGAACGAGCUCUUUGGCCGCUUUGACCAGAUCGCCCAGAAGAGCCACUGUAUGCGGAUAAAGAUCCUGGGUGACUGCUACUAUUGUGUGUCGGGUCUACCGGUCUCCAGGCCAAGCCACGCCUACAACUGCGUGAAGAUGGGCCUACAAAUCAUCGAGGCCCUACGUGUUGACCGCGAGGCCACCGAGGUGAACGUGGACAUGCGCAUUGGAGUGCACACUGGAAACGCGUUGUGCGGUGUGCUGGGCCUGCGCAAAUGGCAAUACGAUGUGUGGUCCGACGACGUCACCUUGGCCAACCACAUCGAAUCUGGCGGUGUUCCAGGACGCGUGCACAUCACAAAAGCCACGUACCACCAACUGGAUGGGAAGUUCGAGACCGAACCCGGAAAUGGCCACCAGCGGGAUCAGUACCUUGCUGAGCACCAAAUUGAGACAUUCCUCAUCGCACCGCAGAAGAAAGAUACCUCCGAAGAGAGCCCGCACACGGUGCAUGAGAACAGCAACCGACAUCGGUCCACCUCCAAGAUGUACAAGCACGUCGAAUGCUGGGGUGCGGACAAGCCGUUUGCCAACAUAUCCGAGACCACACUGGCCAAGAACGUCGGUCUGACGGUACGCAAACAAGCAUGCUACAGACGCUGCUAUGCAAUGCCAAUGCAAGUAGUAACUCACGAAAUAAUCGCUUGUUGCAAGAAAAUAUGUGCGUUUUCAGCAUCUUGCAGUGUAUUUCGCGUGCUUCGAGCAAAGAAUACAAUCGAGCCAAAGUUCAGACAACAAAGAACGUGGUUGCUUUACUUGUUCACCUAAUUUUACAAUUAAGGUAGGAAAGGAAACACAUUCGAGAUAGUCUUCCGAAAACGCGUUUCCUGUUUGUAUUGUUAGUGGACCUGCGCAAUGCCGCUGAAUUGGAAGCGUGU